UGUGUUGCUUUUUUUUGUAUUGAACCGUGCCUAUGAGUGACGUUUGUUGGUACUUUGUUUGAUAUUUUUACUUUGCUUUAUGACUUAUUCUGCCCCAUCAUGACCACCACAUCUACCCUUAUAACGGCGCAUUCUCGUCGCACUUCUCUUCAACUGUUGUCCAGUCCAGACGAUAUCUCCUCUGUCUCUCAUUCGGCUCCAUCGCUUCUGACUUCUUCUCCCAUCAUAAAUACCUACACACAACAUCGUUCGUCUAUUUCUCAACGGACACUGGCCCAUCAUUUAUCAUUGCCUCUGAAAACAGUAACAACAGCAGCCAGCGACUUGCUUUGUUAUGUGACUCUUUACGCCAUUCACUUUAUCUAUCUGAUCUACAUUGUCCUCACCGUCCCAAAGUCACUAUUCACACAGACCCUGAAUCAUUACCAUAACAACGACGUAUCGACAGCAGCAAGGAUAGCACGUGAUAAAUCUCAUCUGACCAAACUUCCGUCUCACCUGUCGAUUGUAGUGUCGCAGGAACUGAUGCAUGAACGAACGAGCGACGACUGGGAUACCAUUAUCGACGAUCUGUGUCUUGCUUCUUGCUGGGCUUGGCAGUUUGGCAUCCAAGAGAUGUCGGUAUUUGAUGCUUCAGGGGUCCUGAAAUCAAUGACCGUGGAAAUCCAGAAACGGCAAUCGUGUGCAUUGCACAAUUGGAUGAAAUCGUCCAAUCAACCACGACCAGCCAUCACUUUUUCCGUUCUGUCAGGACAGGACGGCGUUGCUUCGAUUGCGCAAAAGGCACAACAGCUCGUGGACGAACCAUUGAACGCCAUUGACAUUAAUAUGAUUGAUCGAAAGCUACAUGACGGAACCUUCUCCGAUCCGGAUCUCAUGAUCAUCUACGAUGGCUUACCGCACCACUACAUUUGCAUAGAUGGGUUUCCACCAUGGCAUAUCCGAUUGACAGAAAUUGUGAAUCGAUCAAAUCAUCAUCGUUUAGACUAUAACAUGUUUUCAAGCUGUUUAUAUCAAUUCUCCAAAGUAGAGCAACGUUUUGGUCGAUAGGGCGCGAAAAAAAAAGAAAAAAAAAGAGUCUGCUUUUUUCUCUAUUUCUUUUUUUUAAUGUUCCCUUUUCAGGCCGAAUAAACAAAAUUGUAUCCAUACCAUUUAUUGCCACCGCACACGGUUCCAUUCCCGCUUCUUUUUUAUUCUCAAAUCAUUUAUGGAAACAGAAUUAUGCCUAUUAAGGAAUUCCACAUGAUUAUCAC
Radiomyces spectabilis is the source of this 1253-nucleotide messenger RNA. Its product is annotated as Decaprenyl diphosphate synthase-like protein. The coding region runs from base 100 to 1050 and encodes 316 amino acids. Lineage: Eukaryota; Fungi; Mucoromycota; Mucoromycetes; Mucorales; Radiomycetaceae. Gene Ontology annotation, molecular function: ditrans,polycis-polyprenyl diphosphate synthase [(2E,6E)-farnesyl diphosphate specific] activity. Gene Ontology annotation, cellular component: dehydrodolichyl diphosphate synthase complex; endoplasmic reticulum membrane. The transcript has 4 exons. The record is from RefSeq and is a predicted model, not a curated record.